Molecule: messenger RNA, 392 nt
Organism: Xenia sp. Carnegie-2017
Lineage: Eukaryota; Metazoa; Cnidaria; Anthozoa; Malacalcyonacea; Xeniidae
Exons: 6
Coding region: 14-346 (110 amino acids)
Source: RefSeq, a predicted model, not a curated record
AGAGGUAGUGGAAAUGUCUUUGAAAUUAAAACGUGAAGGAGAACCUAUGGACCUUAACGAAGGGAACUACAAUAUUUUGGCAGUAGAAACAGGUGAUAUUCAAGAGCCAACAUUAAAAAAAUGCAAAACUGAUCCACGGAAGACAAGAGCCAACGAGGAGAAAGUAAACGUAAAGAAACAUGAAGAAUUCCGAGAAAACAAAUUGGAAAUAGAAAAAAACCAGCAGCAACAACCAGAAGAUUUACCACAGCGACUAGAAAAAGCCAAUCAUGACGACAACUUCCAUAAACUUCUAGACAAAAGUAAGAAUAUUAAAGCUGACGUUCACAAGGCUCUUCAAAGGUAAUUUUUCUUUCAUAGGAUAUCGAUUAUGUAUGUUGACCUGUGCAUGU